AUGCGACUUUGGAGCACGCUGUCGCCUCGUUCCUCACUUGCCGUGUUCGCCCCGCUUCUCUCUCUGCUUGCGCUCUCGCUCACCGCCGCACCUGCACGCGCCGCACCGUCGCUGCGUCCAACUCUCGCGCUCACGCCGGCUCUGUUCUCAUCGGCGCUCAUCCCUCGAGCCGUACUCGCCACGCCCGUACAGCCAGGAAUUCCUGCGUCCCAACGACAUUUUCGUAUCGGACAUCCUGCAGCCGCCAUGUCUGCCUCCGCAUCGCUGCCGGCUCAGACGGCCGAAUUCGAGGGCUUUGCCUCAUCGCCUCUGAUCGAGCCCACGCCCGAAACCGCACAGAUCAUCCGCGAUAGCAUGGAUCUGUUCGGCGCCCGACCGAGCGCCGCGAUCUUUGCGCGCUGGAGUGCGGGUGCGAUCUUUGCCGAUCCCAUCUGCCACGCCGUGGGCGCCAAACAGUACAUGGCGCAGUGGUACGGCAUGCCCGCCGCCUUCAGCCUCUCCGAAACCAAGGCCUGGAAACUCACCCGACAAGAACCUGGCAUCGUCGAAUACGUCCAGCUGCAGAGGUACAAGGUGAAAGGACUGGGAACCGUCAAGGAUAUGAAGUCCACAGUGGUGAUCGAACGAGAUGGCGAUAAUAGGGUCACCAGGUUCGAGGACAGGUGGGGACAUAAGGAGAUGAACGGCAAACUCGGCUGGCCGUUCAGGAGACUCAAUGCCUUCACUAUGCCGUGGUUGAUCAGCGUCCCCAAUGACGCCAAAGAUGCUCCUGCACACUCCAACCUCUAG
Molecule: messenger RNA, 789 nt
Organism: Moesziomyces antarcticus
Lineage: Eukaryota; Fungi; Basidiomycota; Ustilaginomycetes; Ustilaginales; Ustilaginaceae
Exons: 1
Coding region: 1-789 (262 amino acids)
Source: RefSeq, a predicted model, not a curated record